Molecule: messenger RNA, 1749 nt
Organism: Paecilomyces variotii
Lineage: Eukaryota; Fungi; Ascomycota; Eurotiomycetes; Eurotiales; Thermoascaceae
Exons: 2
Coding region: 1-1749 (582 amino acids)
Source: RefSeq, a predicted model, not a curated record
AUGAUAUCCACGCUUCCUCCACCUCGACCCGUGUCGGUCAAUUCGUUGGCCCGCGCGCCAGCCACCCCUCCACUGCCGUUCCAGAAGACGAGCCGUAGUACCAGCGCAGAUAUACAGAUCCUCGAUGGCCCUGAUCUGAGCGUCCUGUCAAAUCCACACGUGCAAUGCCAUGGCGCCUCGGACACAGAAAUGACUGAUUCUCAAUGGACCCCGGCGGAGGAGCCGCGGUCUCAGCAACGCUUCGAACUGCGCUUUGAGAAUCUGCCCGUGGAGAUACAUGAUGCCAUUCUCGACCAUCUGUUUGGCGAGCGAGCAUCUACCCUGACUACAACCACCCCUGGAAAGUCCUCCGCCCGGAGCUGGAGUAAAGCUUUGCGCCAUCCGCGACGGAAGGCGCUCUCGAAUCUUGCGCUGAUCUCACCAAUAUGGAGGCCUCUCGUGCAGGAUCGUAUUUAUAGACAUAUCAAGGUGAAGGGGACAACGGAUGCCCUCGCGGAGUGCGGGCAAUGGUUCCGUGAUCAUCCUCAUCUAGUCUCAUACGUGAGACACAUUGAGGUCUGGGUGCCCGUCUGGGGGAAUCGGACAGCGAAAAAUGCCUCACCGCAUCUCCCUCCUUCGAGACGAUACAACAAUGAAGACACUGGUCUAGCCGAUGUGGCUGCGGUUCUCCAGGCUACGAUGGCGGGUUGGGACGAUUCGGACACAAAUAUGAGUGGUGGAAGCAGCUCCAAUUACCACUACGCCAGCCACAAUGCAACCUUGGAAGAGAUCUUCAACCAUGUCCACACCUUUUUUCCAGAAGCCCGGAUCCUCACCCUUGAAGGAGGUCACUGCAAGAAGCCUCCGAUGAUUCGGCAUUUUAGGAACGACCCCUCUGGCAAGAGUGGAUUGGAGCGCCUAGCGGUCUUGCCAAAUAUUCAGACGUUUGUUAUGCGUGGUGCCUGGAACAUCAUGCGAGAGUACCGACAUUGGUGUAACCUCGCCGAAGCGUUGCCUUCAUUGCGGGAAUGGCAUUGCGCUUACGCAAAACCUAAGAUCGAAGGAUACGACACAAUCGCCAAAGUACUGAUGAACAUGCCAUCGACGCUGAUGCAUGUGAACAUCAGUCUGGAGGGUUUCUACAACAAGGAAGGCUCUCAGCAUAACUGGUUCGGUGAUAGCCCGAGUGAGCAGCACCUGUGUCGUUUACUUGGGCAGGUCGCCCCUCACUUGGAGUCACUUACAUUUACGGGCAAGGUUUGUGCUUGCUUUUUUAGCACUGCUCGCAGCUUGAUGGCGAACAAACAGGCCGAGUCGAAGCUCAAGUCGCUUGAUCUGGUGGUCAAGACUUGUUGCCGGGAUCGUCGGGCGGAUCCAACUACCCCCUUACUGGAUGACGCCUCGGGCAUUACGAACCUCAAAUUCAUCCAGUCGUUUGAGAAUGUCAUUGUCGGUGCGGUACGUGCGUUGGAUACAUUACUCCAGCUGGAAUAUGUCCGCAUCCGGUUUAUCGACCUUGACUCCGCCUGUCCACUGCUGAAUCCCUACUUCCAACUUGUAAAUAACCGGUGCUCCGGAUUAUGGAGCGAAACGAUACUGGAAACGCUGCAUGAAGUCCGACCGAAGGCACAUUUUGUUGAGCUUGCGGAUGGGAUCUAUCCGCAAUAUGGCCCGAACCAUCAGAUCGUCGGGGCGAUCUACCCCCGAACGCGACCUCUCAGUAUCAGGGCAAGCGCAUAUAAGAUAAUCGCCGAUGCAUCAAAGGCGUGA